Messenger RNA from Mercurialis annua (annual mercury), 1536 nucleotides. RefSeq names its product probable glycosyltransferase At5g03795. The transcript has 5 exons. Gene Ontology annotation, molecular function: glycosyltransferase activity. Lineage: Eukaryota; Viridiplantae; Streptophyta; Magnoliopsida; Malpighiales; Euphorbiaceae. Bases 122 to 1378 code for a protein of 418 amino acids. The record is from RefSeq and is a predicted model, not a curated record.
CAUACACAACGAGCUCAAAAUCGCACUUACUUUGACUCGUUUUAAUUAGUUACACUCAUACAGACAGAAACAGUACUGAUAAGCAAAAACCACGCUUCUUUUCUCAGUCGCCCAUCCCUAAAUGCCGCCGGCGAUGAUCGCCGGAAAACUCCAAGUUCAACAACUAUACAUGUGUUCACUAAAAGGCUCACUUCUCACUCUCGCUAUCUUAACCCUAAUUUCCUUCACUUACCUCUCAAUUAAUUCUCUCCACUUCUCAUCCCCUUCCUCUUCCAUUUCUCCUCCACGUGUCCCUGCCGGUUCCGUCGUUGAUUCCGCCACUGACAAUACUGUAGAUGAAGUGGUAUCAUCGGAUCUGUAUCAUUCAGGGAAGAUAUUUAAACUGAACUAUGAGGAAAUGGAGCGGAAGUUCAAGGUUUAUAUAUAUCCUGACGGAGAUCCGAAAACUUUUUAUCAAACGCCUAGGAAAUUGACUGGUAAAUAUGCUAGUGAGGGUUAUUUUUUCCAGAAUAUUCGCGAGAGUCGGUUUCGAACUGACGAUCCGGAUCAGGCUCACUUGUUUUUCAUUCCUAUUUCUUGCCAUAAGAUGCGCGGCAAGGGAACGUCUUACGAGAAUAUGACCAUAAUUGUUCAGAAUUAUGUUGAGGGCUUAGCAGCCAAGUACCCUUAUUGGAACAGAACCUUGGGUGCAGAUCACUUCUUUGUUACCUGUCAUGAUGUUGGUGUGAGGGCGACUGAAGGGGUACCAUUUCUUGUGAAGAACGCAAUUCGAGCUGUGUGCUCCCCGAGUUAUGAUGUCGGAUUCAUUCCUCACAAAGAUGUUGCUCUUCCUCAAGUACUACAGCCAUUUGCCCUCCCAGCUGGAGGAAACGAUGUAGAGAACAGAACAACACUUGGUUUUUGGGCUGGUCAUAGGAACUCCAAAAUUAGAGUCAUUUUGGCACGCACUUGGGAGAAUGACACUGAACUUGAUAUUUCAAACAACCGGAUAAAUAGGGCUACUGGACAUCUUGUCUAUCAAAAGAGAUUUUACAGGACUAAGUUUUGCAUAUGCCCCGGUGGUUCUCAGGUUAACAGUGCUCGCAUAGCUGAUUCAAUCCAUUACGGAUGUGUUCCAGUGAUUCUAUCCAAUUACUAUGACUUGCCAUUCAAUGACAUAGUCGACUGGAAAAGAUUUUCUGUAAUACUCAAGGAAGAUGAUGUUUACCGGCUCAAGCAAGCUCUCAAGGAUAUAUCUGAUGAAGAAUUUGUGGCACUGCAUAAGAAUUUAGUUGAGGUCCAGAAGCACUUUCAGUGGAAUUCGCCUCCAAUCAAAUAUGAUGCAUUCCAUAUGGUCAUGUAUGAUCUUUGGCUGAGACACCAUGUUAUCAAAUACUAAGCUAGUAAACUGGUAUGAUUCUGAUUGCCUUUUCCUUUUUGUAUACGUUGCAUGCUAACCACCCUAAAGUUUGUAUACUAUUAAUUCCAUCCUUCAACAUCUUUUGUAAAGGAGAAUCAGAGUACCAGUACUUAAUGUCAUUAUUUAAUUUGUUCUUA